CUGGAGGCGGGGCCUGCCGCUCGCGAAAGAGCUGUCCCGGGUGUCCCUAGCUGCGCACUUGGGCUCCUCCAGAAGGUGGUCGUGUCUUGGGGCCGGAAGGUCGAACUUUGGGACGCUGUUGCCAGAAAUCUUCCUAAACGACGGUCCUAAGGUAGCGCGGGCGAGAACGCCGGUGCUGUGAAGCGGCCCGAGCCGCCUGGCGGCUUCGGUAGAACCAAGCCAAGCAGGGGCUCCGGCUGGCCCGUGGCAGGCACCCUUAGGGGCUCCUGCACUGAGUCUUCGUGAAGGGCAGGAUUUGCUUUUUUGCUUUCUGCCAGCCACGCCGUUGGGCUCUGUCCGAACCGUUCCAGUGUCUUUGCGCCUGCUGUCUCAGAACAGCUCUGAACAUGCUGCCCCUGGGAACAAUGACAAUUGCUUGACUCCAAACCUGGAGGAUAAGAACUAAGGCUGUUUAAUGACAGUUGAACCUGGGGUGAGAAGAGCUGCUUCCAAACAUAGCAUGGAGAAGUCUCCCGUGGAGCGUUCCUUUGCUCCGAACGCCUCUGAAUCCGUUGGGACCAGUCUAUUCUUGAUGCCUCUGAAAAAUCAGUCAGGCCUGUCUUCCCUUUGAAGGGAAAUGUCUGAUCUCCAAACACUGGCUUUAAAGCUCUUCUCUUUUUCUGUCUUUGCUACCUACCCCAGCUUCUUGAUUCCUUUUCUUCUUCCUUUUUAAAAAACUUACAAGCUGGGCACCUUCUGGUACAUGAUGUGCAAGGCCAUCAUGAACUUGUGGACACAGUAUUGAAAAACAAAUUCCCCAAAUCAGAAGAUGUGAUGCCUCCCCCCCCACCCCCCCACCCCCCGCCUCGGGGGCGUGGGGACUGUAAGUUAUGGAUGGAAAGUCAUCACUUAUCCAGAGUGGGCUGGAUUGCAUCAGUGUCUCCAGCUGACUCACCUUGCUGCUUAAUUCUGAGCUUGUGGGGGCCUCCAAUGAGGAGGCUGAGGAACCAGUCUGGGAGAGGGAUGACGGCAGCUUGGACCAGGAUGGUGGCAGUGAGGUGGAGACAGCAGGUGGAUGAGAUCCUGGGGGACCAGCCAACCGCCAAGGAACGGGUGUUCGCUGCCCUGAAGCAGUUUGCGGCACAGCAGCGAGUUGAUGACCUGGUGUGGGCGCUCACCCUGGUGCUGCCCAGAGAGGCCCGUGCACCACUCAUGGACAACCUCAGGAUCUUCAUCCCCAAGAAGCACCGGGCGCGCUUCGACGAGGUGGUGUCGCAGGGUCUGCUGGGCAAGCUGUGCCGCGCCCGGCGGGCGCAGGGAGCGCAGCGGCUGCGCCGGAGCCGCAGCGAGGAGCGGCCCGAGCGCCUCCUGGUGUCCACUCGCGCCAGCGCCGCCCCGCGCCGCCCGGACGAGCCGCCCCCGCGCAAGGCUUCCUCGCUGCUGGGCGGUCGCGCGGGCCCGGGGGGCACGCGCAGGACAGUCCGAGUCUACAAGGGCAACAAGAGCUUCGGCUUCACGCUGCGCGGCCAUGGGCCUGUCUGGAUCGAGUCUGUCCUGCCUGGGAGCCCGGCUGACAAUGCAUCCCUCAAGUCAGGUGACCGGAUCCUCUUCCUCAAUGGACUGGACAUGAGGAACUGCUCCCAUGACAAGGUGGUGUCCAUGCUUCAAGGCAGUGGCGCGGUGCCCACGCUGGUGGUGGAGGAGGGGCUUGUCCCGUUUGCCAGCGACUCCGAUUCUUUGGAUUCCCCCAACCCGUCCUCGGCGCUCACCUCCCUGCAGUGGGUGGCAGAGAUCCUACCCUCCAGCAUCCGGGUUCAGGGGAGGACUUUCAGCCAGCAGCUGGAGCACCUACUCACGCCUCCCGAGCGCUAUGGGGUCUGCCGGGCACUUGAGAGCUUCUUCCAGCACAGGAACAUUGACACCCUCAUCGUGGACGUCUACCCUGUGCUGGACACACCUGCCAAGCAAGUCCUUUGGCAGUUCAUCCACCAGCUGCUGACUUACGAGGAGCAGGAGCUGUGCCGGGAGAAAAUCGCGUGUUUCCUGGGCUACACGGCCGUGACAGCAGAGCCAGAGCCCGAGCUGGACCUGGAGCCUGAGCCCGAGCCUGAGCCCGAGCCGGUGCUGGAGCCCCAGCGACGCAGCUCCCUGAGGGCCUCCUCCAUGUGCCGCCGCAGUCUCCGGUCCCAGGGCCUGGAGGCCAGCCUCAGUUGCGCAGGUCCCGGUGACUGUCCCGAGAUGCCUCUUCCUCUAAUCCCAGGCGAGCGCCAGGCAGGCGACGGCACGUCCCUCCCUGAGACCCCCAAUCCGAAGAUGAUGUCAGCCGUCUAUGCGGAGCUCGAGUCCCGACUGAGCAGCAGUUUCAAAGGGAAGGUGGGGACCACGUCCAGAUCCCGUGCCUCCCCGCCAGUGCCCAGCCCGGCAGGUGCAGCAGGGCCCAGGACCCUGUCCAGCGUCUCGUGGCCCAGCGAGCGGCUCCUGCCCUCCCCCUGCUACUACCCACUGUGCUCAGGGGGCCUGGCCUCCCCCAGCAGCUCUGAGUCUCACCCCUACGCCAGCCUGGACAGCAGCAGGGCGCCCUCCCCACAGCCAGACCCCGGGCCCAUCCGCUCCGACAGCCCCCCAAGUCCGGACCCUGCCCGCCCACCCAGCCGCAGGAAGCUCUUCACCUUCUCCCGCCCCAUGCGCAGCCGGGAUACUGACCGCUUCCUGGAUGUGCUCAGUGAGCAGCUGGGCCCCCGGGUCACUGUCGUGGAUGAUUUCCUGAGCCCUGAGAAUGACUAUGAGGAGGCUAUCCCACCCCCUGCCCCAGGCUAUCCCACUCUCCCUCACCUUGCUCCGCCCUGGCAGAUGAGCUUCCACGAUGACCAGGGCAGCUUUGUGACCAACGAACGGAGCAGCGCUAGCGAGUGCAUCAGCAGCAGUGAGGAAGGCAGCUCCCUGACCUACUCCUCCGUCUCCGACCACAUCCCCCCCCCCCCGCUCAGCCCCCCGCCUCCGCCACCUCUGCCCUUCCAUGACCCUAAGCCCAGCUCCCGCAUCCCCGAUGGUCCUCGGGGCCCUGCUCAGACAAUGGUCAAGCCCCUCACCCAACUCAGCCACCCAGUCCCUCCACCGCCCCCGCCACCCCUGCCCCCACCGGUGCCCUGUGCACCCCCCAUGCUGUCCCGGGGCCUGGGCCACCGCCGAAGUGAGACCAGCCACAUGAGCGUCAAGCGCCUACGGUGGGAGCAGGUGGAGAACUCGGAAGGCACCAUCUGGGGUCAGCUCGGGGAAGAUUCUGAUUAUGAUAAGCUGAGUGAUAUGGUAAAAUACCUCGAUCUGGAGCUCCACUUCGGCACCCAGAAACCUGCUAGUGGUUGCAGGAUGGAAGACAAAGGCCUUUGUCCAUCCAGGAAGCAUCUUCAAGAGCCGUUGCCCGGGCCCGAACCCUUCAGGAAGAAAGAAGUGGUGGAGAUCCUGUCUCACAAGAAGGCCUACAACACCUCCAUCCUGCUGGCGCACCUGAAGCUGAGCCCCGCGGAGCUGCGGCAGGUGCUCAUGAGCAUGGAGCCCCGGCGCCUGGAGCCCGCACACCUGGCGCAGCUGCUGCUCUUCGCGCCCGACGCCGACGAGGAGCAGCGCUACCAGGCCUUCCGCGAGGCGCCCGGCCGCCUCAGCGAGCCCGAUCAGUUCGUCCUGCAGAUGCUGUCGGUUCCGGAAUACAAAACCCGCUUGCGCAGUCUCCACUUCCAGGCCACCCUACAGGAGAAGACAGAAGAGAUCCGGGGCAGCCUGGAGUGCUUGCGCCAAGCCUCCCUUGAGCUCAAGAACAGCCGGAAGCUCGCCAAGAUCCUGGAGUUUGUGUUGGCCAUGGGCAACUAUCUCAACGAUGGACAGCCCAAAACUAACAAGACCACGGGCUUCAAGAUCAACUUCCUGACGGAGCUGAACUCCACGAAGACUGUGGAUGGGAAAUCUACCUUCCUGCACAUUCUUGCCAAAUCGCUGAGCCAGCACUUCCCAGAACUCCUUGGCUUUGCUCAGGACCUGCCCACUGUGCCCCUGGCUGCCAAAGUGAAUCAACGGGCCCUGACCAGUGACCUAGCUGACCUCCAUGGCACCAUCAGUGAGAUACAGGCUGCUUGCCAGAGCACGCCCCCCUCCAGUGAGGACAAGUUUGCUGUGGUCAUGACAUCCUUCCUAGAGACGGCCCAGCCGGUGCUGCGGGCCCUGGACGCGCUCCAGCGGGAGGCCACCGAGGAGCUGGGCAGGGCGCUGGCCUUCUUCGGUGAGGAUUCCAAAGCCACCACCUCUGAGGCCUUCUUCGGCAUCUUUGCAGAGUUCAUGAGCAAGUUUGAGCGAGCACUCAGUGACUUGGAAGCUGGGGACGGCCCACGCAGCUCAGGGAUGGUUUCGCCCCUGGCCUGGUGACCUCCGGAGCUCAUCUUGCCCAAGGCCCAGCCCAGUGGCCUGGAGCAGCCCCGAGUGGCCUGGGUGCGGGAGGUGGGGCCCGGCCUCCCCGCAUCUCCAGCUACCUCAGCUGUCGGGCUCUGGGUGCCGGGAAGGUUCAGGGUCAUCCAGGCUUCCCUCUGUGGGACUCGGCCCCCGCUCCAAACAAGCACUGGGACAUGGGGCAGAGCGGAGGCGCCAACUCCCCGAGGAGCGUGAAACAUGGCUGCCCGCAGGCGUGCUCAUAAUGGGGGGCCUGGCUUUGCCCCUCCUGGCUCCGAGGGGCCUUCGAAGCAGCCGCCGGCUGUACGCACCCUCAGGACUCUGGUCUGGUCCCGGGGAAGGGUUUGUGGGUGGGGGUGGGGGCCGUGACCAGCAAGUGGAUUGUGAGGUGGCCCCCAGUCUGGGGCAGUGUCUGCCAUCUGCCCCUCAGAGCUCGGCCAGAGCACACUCUGCCCCAAGCGAGGACGUCGGAACCUUCUUUCCAAGUCUGCUCCCAGUGGGCUGAAGGGACACCCUUGCAAAACACACACCCUGGACCCCAGAGAAGGUGACAGAUGCCCUUGAACAUGCCAUGCCAAAGGGCACGAUAGGCCUGUGGUCCCUCACCCAGCCCCGGCCUCCUGGGACCGCUCGGAAGAAGGCAGGGAGGAAAGACACCCCCAGGUGCAGGGACCUGGGAGCCUGGGUCUCGGAAGCCGGAAAAACUUCAGUUGGCUGCAGCCCAGCAGGGCAGGCAGGAGAGAUGCUGGGCAGGGAUAAGGGAGAGAACUGGCUUAGGAAGGCCUCGUCAGAGGGUAGAACGGAGGGUUUUUAUCCGGCAGACAAAUUUGAGUCCGGUUUGGAAGUGGCGAGUUUGAAGUGGGGCGUCUGAGAAGGGGAUGGCGUGGCCAAGGUGGGGGCGGGGAGGACAGAGAGCUGUUUCGGUUCUGGGUGAGCGGGAUUUGGUGGCCGAUUGCCUGGCUGGGUGGCAGUGACGUUCCCUGGAAGAGGUCACGUGAGCAGAGCAGGUGUAGCGGUGGACGACACAGUGGGACAUGCCGGGGCCCCCAGAGGCUGUUUCCCGUGUGUGCCUGGAGGCCCUCGUGAGGAUGGGAGGAGAGGAGACAGUUUCCUGGAUCCUAGGGACAGGGAUGCUGUGGGUGGGAAGAUGUGUUAACUUCUUUCAUCCUUUCGUUGCUCCAGUGGGCAGUUUCCGGCAUCAGGCAGAUUCCUCUUUCCUUAACUUUCUUCCAGAGAAGUCCGAAAUGCACUUUAAACCUGUCUCUUGGAUUCUUUUUCUCUCCCUACAACCAAAUGGCUAAUGUUGCUCUCGGAUGGGAUUUGGGACCCAUUCCGUUCCUCCCAGUCUCCCACAGACUGCUCUUUGAAGCCACGUAUGUUCUGUGCUUGUUCUCCACGCACAGCCACCGUGUAAAAAUGGCUAAAUCGAAGCGUGCAAUUCAGCGGGGGUAGGGAGAGAGGUUCGGAUGUGCCUAGUGGUGCACAUUGGUCCCCAGCAGCUCAAGCUAGAUAAUUCCAGGAAUUACCAAGGCCCAUGUCCCUGAGAAACAUGUCAGACACUUAAAAUCCCUGUGUGAGAUCCACAGACACGAUAGACUCCACCAGGCUGUAAGCAGACGUGAUCCCCAAAGUAAAUCCAGCCCCGUGCCGGGGGGCACGGGUUGGCAAGCCAAGCACUAGCUCUGUUUUCUCUCUAAAUGCCUUGUAUCGGGAACCUACUUUGCCACACAAUGCCGUGUAACAGACAGUCCCAAAUCUCAGUGGCUUAAAACAGCAGCCAUCUACUGCUCAUGAGUCUGCGGGUCACCUGGGCAGUUCUGACCUGAGCCGGGCUCAGUGGACUCACUCACGUGUGGACAGUCAUCUGUGAGUCAGCUAGACAGCUUUACUAGCCAUGCAGGGCUCCCUCCUGUGUCGGGGGCUGUGGCUGGGACAGCUGGGAUGGCUUCGCAUGGCCUCUCAUCCCCCAGCUAAAUAGCCAGGACCGUUCAUGUGGUGGAGGCAGGGGUCCAAGGGAACCAGAGUCACAGAAGGCCCCUUGAGGCCUAAGCUCAGAACUGCCACCCCACCACCCCGCGCAGUCUAUGUCAAGUGACAAAGGCCAGCCCACGUUCUAGGGAGGGAAAAUAGGCUCCACGCUUGACGAGAGAUGAUGCUAAGUCACGUUGCGGAGGGUGUGGAUUCAGGACAGGUGGAGAAGCAGGGCCAUUUUCUGAAUCAGUCUACCACCUGGCCGCUUGGCCUGACAUCUUGGUACAGAUCCCAGCCUCCUUAAAUCCUCACUGGCCUCGGUCCCGCCCGGACCCAGCACAGCUCUGGGUGGCCACCUCCUUAUGUCCUCCAGGUGGCAUGCGUCCUUCUCUCUCUCACCCAGUCACCUGACUCCACUCGGUCCAGGGGGCAGCAAUGGUCUGUGCCUGCCUAGCAACCAGUCUCCCUUCUGCUGGGAACAGCACCCUGUUUUUCCUUUGGGAAAUUAUCUCUUCCCUACUCACAGGCCCUGAGCAGUGCUGACUGCACAAGGAUGAUCCCGUGACUCUGGCUGGCUGACUUAGAGUCCAGUUAAGACUCGUGUUAGCACUGUUUGGGAAGGGAGCUCCCUCUUUUCUGGGUGAAUUGUUGGAUACAUAGAGGGUAGAAGCCCGGAGGGGGCUCUCAGGACCACCACACGGAGAACACCUGCCUGGGUAUGAGGCUAAUACAGGGAAGAAGAGGAGAGCAGACUACUCAAUACAUCUCUUUUGUCCCUGGAUCCAACCAUGCCUGAAGCAGACUUCUGGACUUGUCAGUUUCUGAGCCAACAAAUUCUCCCCCUCCAUUUGUAAACUUUUAGAAUUUAUUUUAAGUUUUUGGCUUAGGCUGGUUUGAAUGUGUUUCCGUCACUUGCAACACUAAGAGGGUUGAAUAAUACACCCAUCCACAGAUGGUUAUAGAUGUUCAGUCUUUUACCAUUCUCAGCAAGAGCUCUUCAUUCAUAAAUGCAUUCGCCAAUACUUUUUGACUGCCUACUAUGUGCCAGACACCAUGCUGAGUGCAAACAUCUUUAUGGGUCAGCCUCUCCGAGUUUGGUUUUCUGGGGUUAUACUUCAUGGUGAUUCUACACCCGAGUCAGUACAAAGCCCUAUAUGUGAGCCAAUAUGUGCGCCAUACCCAGGGGGGGGGGGGGCGGGGCCCCGCCAACUCCUUACCUAGUGUCAAGAUGUGAAUGCAAGCAUUUAUACCCCAGGAAUUUAUUUAUUUCUCAAUAAUACUAACCAAAUAACAUAGCCUAAUUACAUGCCACCUUUCCUAAUAAAUGUUUAUAGGUAGUGUGCCCAACGUUUUACACAUUUCAGCUCAUUUUAAGUUCACAAUGACCCUCCUAGGUGGGUUUUGUGAUCUCCUUUUUACAAAUAAAAAGUGAAACUCA
Molecule: messenger RNA, 7822 nt
Organism: Herpailurus yagouaroundi (jaguarundi)
Lineage: Eukaryota; Metazoa; Chordata; Mammalia; Carnivora; Felidae
Gene: GRID2IP
Product: Grid2 interacting protein
Exons: 24
Coding region: 814-4392 (1192 amino acids)
Molecular function (GO): protein binding
Source: RefSeq, a predicted model, not a curated record